Trypanosoma cruzi is the source of this 2373-nucleotide messenger RNA. RefSeq names its product ATP-dependent DEAD/H RNA helicase, putative. The transcript has a single exon. Gene Ontology annotation, cellular component: cytoplasm. Lineage: Eukaryota; Euglenozoa; Kinetoplastea; Trypanosomatida; Trypanosomatidae. The annotation marks the transcript as partial. The record is from RefSeq and is a predicted model, not a curated record.
AUGUCAUCACGUUAUCGCGAGCUCAUCGCGAUUUUUGGUAAAUUUCUCGAGCAAAAUGAUUUCCAUGUACGAAUUUCGAUGGAUAGGGUGGGGGAGGUGAAGACCCUAUUCAGCGCCAAAACAAUUCCGGUCGAGAGUGAAACGGAGGCCACAAUUGAAGUCGUCACUAUCGAGGCGGCACGCCGCCGUGACGCACUGCGCCGUACAUGCAAUGCGGUGCUUCGGACCCGACACUCAGACCAGCACGUGGAUGUUGGGACCAUAGUCGCCGAUGAGGAGGAACGACUGGCCUGGAAGUUUCUCAUUGGCGCAUUGACGGCAAAAAAUUCUGAGAUUCUUCCUGUUGUUGAGGCAGAACUGCUGCGUGCGGCGGUGGAAUACCACUAUGCCACCGCCCGGCCAGAGUUGUGCGACAUGUUUGUACACCUGAGCGCAAGUGAAAUGUUCUUCAUUGAUGGGGAUUCACUUUUCAUGGCCGCACUAUCCCCGCAAAGCGUGGACUGGGACCUUAUCCAACCAUUGCAUGUCAUUUACAAUGCGCAAAAGCUUUUGUAUGACAUGCAUUGUCGUGGAGCUCGUUUUCACGUUGUCUUUUUUGACAGUUUGUUGUGGAUAUGGGAGUCGGCACCUGCAAAGCUCUUUAUGCGUGAAAACCUACGUAAAACAUUGAUGUCUCUGGCCGAAAAUGACGCGAAAGUUGGUCUUUCAAUAUCCAACUUUUCCAGUUAUCACUCGGAGGCCUUUGAGACGUACGUCAAACAGUGGGAACCGGAGUUCAUUUUAAUGUCCGAUGGAGAGCAGCUGGGUAGACUUAAUCCACUGCAAGCCUUUUUUGUGCACCCAUCUGCGGCAAAUAACACUCACGAUUCCAGAAGGAAGGCGAACUACACGGAUGCCGAUGAGGCAAAUCCGUACCGUCUCAGGCGACGGUACCGGAGUAUAGUGGAGGAUGAGGCAGUCGGUGACAAGGCGGCUUUGUACUACCGGUGCAUGCAUCUUUGGGCAGCGACACGACGGCUGAAAGUGGCAUACUCCUCCCGUAUCAUCUACAAAGAAAACGCCAUGGUGGUAUUUACCGUUCGCGUAGACGGUGCGAGCUUUGAGCGUGCAGUGACUAUUGAGUCUGACGUGCAGGCAUUGGCUCAGUCAAUGGAACACGAGGUACAACUUCCUGCUAUUUCUUCUGCAUCUUUGGGAUUACUGGAUGAGGAGGAUUUGUCCUGCCGUGAACGAGUAGUGUAUGCCGCCUUGCAUGCCUACUUGAGGGCCAGUGCGAGGAGCGAACAGGAGCAUCAGCUUUGCCAGGCACUUGCCAUUACAACAUACAUUACAGGGUAUCUAAAUAAGGAGGCUCGGGCGCAGCAAGUUCGACCCAACCCUAUCCUUGCAGGUUUCUUGAAGGAGAUAUCACCGUUUCUUCUUGCUGUAUGGCGUCAUGCUGAUUGCACUAACGGUAAUGGGCAGGAGUUUGACCUUAUUGAUGGCCACCUAUUCUCAGCCGUUUCUCAGCAGUUGCGCACAGCGUCAGUCUCAGAGUUGUUUGACGAGUAUGGUGUUGAAGACAUCGAGUCCACAUGGGGUGUUUUGGACGAUCAAGGAAGUGCGGAUAUUGUCAACGCACCGCUUUCGAAUUUGCCAGUAAUUGACUCUAUGGAUGUGGAAAAACUGCAGCCGUAUCCGCUCAUCACGCAUGAGUUGGUGGAGCGCCUUGCAAAGGGGUUUGGCAUUUCGACACAUCGUGCAGAUGCACCUUAUCCAACUGAUUUUGGCGCCGCAAACGAACUCGCCGGGUGGGACAUCACAACACCGUUUGACAGGCUCAAUGAUGUGAUCGAUGCUGAGGGUGACGCGAUUGCGAAGAGCAUGAUGACUGAGAAGGAAGCCAAAAAUGUGCAGGAGUACUAUAAAAAGUUUGUGCGUAAUGCUCUUAAGCAGGCGCAGUCCAUGGGAAUUAGUGGGUUUGCGGCCCAUGAACUGGCCAUGGUUUGCUCAGACAACGACUCGGAUGAUGACGCUGGCGGUAACAGCGCCAACAAUAAAACUGCAGGAGCCAAGAAGGUAAAUAAGGAGCACGCGGGGCAGCGCAACAAGAAGGAGCGCAGUAAGGAGGAUGAGAUUCGUGAGCGCAGCAAUGUUAUUGCUGCCACUGCAACUGUCGCUGAAUGGCACAAGCAGAUGAAUCACCUCCUGCACGCUGUAGACAUGAGCCACGGACGCACCACCAAUAGGGAUCGUGACGAGUCGAUUAACACCAUCAUGGCAGCCAUCAAGCGGCUCUCUCAGGAAAAGUUUGGAAAAAACUUUGACCCAGGGUACACGCUUGGUGGCUCCACGAACACUGCGGUUCCCCUCAAACUUGAGAUGUGGCGUUUG